Molecule: messenger RNA, 2072 nt
Organism: Prorocentrum cordatum
Lineage: Eukaryota; Dinophyceae; Prorocentrales; Prorocentraceae
Source: the annotation of a GenBank genome assembly
GCAACCGCGCCCCCCCGGCCGCCCCGGCGCCCGCCGCGCCCGCGGUGCCCGCCGGGAGCCGCUACUCCGCGCGCCUGGUCGGCCACGAGGUCGUCGACGGCGAGGGGCUGUUCACCUUCGCUGUCUAUCCGCCGGACGCAAGCGAAUGGCCAGGGCAGCACGUCGCGAGAUCCUUCGGCGGCUUCCAGGAGCUGGACAAUGCCAUGGCGCAGAAGUACCGCGGUCAGGCGCCCGCUCUGCCGCCCUCCACCUUCUUCGCCUGCACCGACCCCGCAUUCCUGGACGAGCGCGCGGCCGCCCUGGAGGCGUACCUCGAGGGGGUCCUGGCCCUGGAGCCCACGCCGCGCACAAAGGCCCUGCAGCGCUUCCUGAACGUGUGGCGGCCGCCGGGCCCCGAGGCCGGGAGCCAGAGCAGCUCGGGGCCGCUCGUGGCCUCGGGCCGGCGGCUCCCGACCAGCGUGGUCGGCCUCGCGCUCGCGUUCGGGGAGGCCCCGUGGGUGCUGCGGGAGUGCAGCGCCGUCUGCCGCGCCGCGCGCGCCGCCACGCGCGACGCGGCCUGCUGGCCCUCGCUGCGCUUCCGGGCCUCGAGGGCCGAGCGCUGGCUCGAGGGGCUCUUCUCGCUGCUGGUGCCGACCUGCGGCCAGCUGCAGGCGCUGUCCCUGGACCUCGCCUUCGAGGACCCGCGCCUGGGUUCGCAUGUGGCCCCCUACCUGCCCGCGGGGGUCGCGCUGGGGCAGCUGCGGAGGCUGGAGCUGCGGCUCUGGGACGAGGAGGCCGUGGGCGUCGGCACGGAGAUCCUGGAGUGCGUGGCGUCGCCGAGGCUGCAGCGGAUCUCGGUCGAGGGGCUCCGCCCGUGUCAGCAGCGGGACCAGGAUCGACGACGAGACCGCGCAUCCCAAGAGCUUGCAGUCGAGGCCCUGCUUCAGGCGCUGUGCGGGGCGUCGCUGGCUGCCCGCGGAUGCCUCUCGGGGCUGCGCCUUUCGUGGGCGCCAGACCUGCAGGGCUCCGUCUUCGUGCACGAGGGCGCCGCGCUGGCCUUGGGGCCGAUCCUCGACUCCGCGCCACGGCUCGAGUUCGUCGAGAUCGGCGCCGCCGCGAGCGGCCCCGGGCGCGGCAUCGCGGGCCGCAUGUCGCCCCUGCAGCCUCCCCGCGCGGCUGUCCCUGGCACGCAGCCGCUGCUCGCGGACAUGGCCGGACUCGCGGCCCUGCAGCACGUCACGUUCGGCUUCCUCUCCGACGACGCGCUCUUCUGCGUUGCCGAGCUGGCGGACGCGUCGCUGCGCUGGCGGAGGGUAAGCCUCUGGGGCGGCAAGAGGUGCAUCGAGGACCCGGACCAGGCGCUGAGCACGCUGCUGUCGAAGCUGGGCGAUGAGCUCGAGGAGUUCGCUCUGCGCGUGGAGCACGAGGCCGCGCUGCGGCCGUUCCUCCGUGGCGUGCUCCGCAACCGUGUUGGGCCGCUGCCCAAAGAGUGGCAGCUGCACCCGUCCCUGCGCUCCUUGUCGCUGAACUGGACGGCCUUCGACGACGCCGGGGUCGCCUGCAUCGCGCAGAGCUGCCCGGAGCUCCACACCUUGCUGCUGGACCGCAGCGAGUACUGGACAGACCGCGUCAUGGCGGAGGUCCUGGAGCACCUCCCAGGGCUGCGGCACUUUCGGGUGCGCGCGUCCACGAUGCUGUCCGAUCGGUCCCUUUACACGUUGAUGGAAGCCGCGCACCGGUUCACCACCCUGGAGAUCGAGCGGUCCUAUUCCAUGUCGCAUUAUGCUCUCGCGCAGCUGGGCGAGAGGAUGAGCCGGGAGACGGACGGGGGUCUGGACAUUGGCCCGUCGGACUCGUUGGGCCUGGGCCUCAUGUCCUUCUCCCAGGGCUCGGCCGGGGCGAGCGUCGUGAGAGCGAUGGCGGCCAUGUCGGGCGAGCCCGACCCCUUUGGGCGCCAGGACGGGGACGGCGACGCUCCGUCCAGAGGUCACGGCCUCCUCCGGGUCCUCGGGCCCGAGGAGGACGAGGACGACGACGGCCGGGCGGCCGUCGCGCCCGCGGUGCGGCAGCACAGCGUCGCGGUGGGUCGCUGA